Molecule: messenger RNA, 2621 nt
Organism: Ruditapes philippinarum (Manila clam)
Lineage: Eukaryota; Metazoa; Mollusca; Bivalvia; Venerida; Veneridae
Exons: 2
Source: RefSeq, a predicted model, not a curated record
GGAGGGGAAAGAACGGGAGCGAGGGAAGCAAGGGGCCCGGGAGGGAGGGAGGAAGGCGGGGGGCGGAGCGAGGAGGGGGGAAGGCGAGGCAAGGGGGCGGGAGAAGGAGCAGGCCGGGAGGAGGGAGGACCGGACGGGAGAAGAGGGCCGAGAAGCGCGGAAGGAGAGGGGCAGGGAGGAGAGAGGGGAGGAGCAGGAGGGAAAAGAGGAGACAAGAAGAGAGGGCGAGGAGCGCGAGGGAGGAAGAAGGAAGGGAAGGGGAGCGCGGGAGGGAGGGGGAGCAGGGAAGGAGGGGGGGGAGACGGGAGGGCAGGGGAAGCGGGACGCAGCGAGGCAGGAGAGGCGGAGGGAGAAAACGCGGGAGGAGAGGCCGGGACGGGGGAGGAGGGGCGGGAGAAAGGAAAGGGGCAGGAGGAAAGAGGGGAGAGAGAGGGGGAGGGGCAGAGACGGGGAGAGGGAGCCAGGAGAGAAAGAGGAGCCGGGCAAAAGAGGGCCGGGGGAGAGGGACAGAGAAGGGAAAAAGAGGAGGGGGAAGGGCACAGGGCAAACGGGCAGGAGGGGGGGGGGGGGAAGGGGGGAGGGGACAACAGCGCGGAAACAAGAACCAGGGCAACCAAACGGCGCAGAAGGAAGGGAGGGGGACGGGCAGGGCAACAGGAAGGCAAGGAAAAGGCGAGGGGCGGGACAAACCAAAAAAGGAAAAGGAGGACAGGCGGCGGGGCGCAAGGCCGAAGCGGGAAGGGGACGGGAGAGGGACGGCGACCAGAGGGCAGGAGGGGACCAGAGGACAAGAAGGACGCACACCCGGCGGGGGCCGGGAGGGACGGAGAGGAGAGAAGGGAAACGGGAAAGGGGGCGGAAGCGGAAGAGGGGGGGGGACAACCGGGAACGGGGCACAGGAGGCAGCGGAGAGAGAAGGGAAGGGAAGAAGGAGCAGGGAACACGCCGGACGGGAGCCGGGGAGGCGGCGCGGGGAAAAAGAGAAAGCGGGGGCGAGAGACAGCGAGCAAGGGAAAGGAAAAAAAGAGGGAAAGAAGGAAAAGCACACGAAGACAGGGGGAGGGACGGGACAGGGAGAGGCCAGAGGAGAGGGAAAAAAGAGAACAAGGAAAGGGGCCACGCGGCCAAAAAGGACGGGCAGGGAAACAGAAAAGAAAAACAAAAAAGGAGAGGGGGAGAAAGGCCAGAGCCGGGAGGACCCGAGGGAACGAGGCGAGGAGAAAGAGACAGAGGGCAAGGGAAGGAGGGGAGAGGGAGGGGCGGGAGGAGGCAGCGGAAGCAAGGGGAAAGAAGGGGAAGGAAAAAGAAAGGGGAGGCGGGCCAGGAAAGAAGGGGACAAGGACAAGAGAAGAAGGCAAGACAGGACCGGGAAAGACAGGACACGGCGGGCAGAGAGACGAGCCACAAAGGAAGGGAGGGAGGGAGAAGGGGAAGCGGGAGGGAAAGAAACAGGGCGGAGUGGGGAGAGAGCAACAGGGAAAGCCAACAGGGACGGGGGAAGCCAGGAAGGAGAAGAAAGCAACAGACACGCGACAACGGCCGGAGAACGGGCGGGACGGGACGGGGGGGCCGAGCAGGGGACGGCCCAAAAGCACAAGGACACAGAAAAGAAGAAGGGAGAAACGGAAAGGACAAACGGGACCAGAACACAGGGCAGGCCGGGAGGGCGGAAACGGAAGAGGGCAAGAGGAGACGACCAGAACGAAAGGGGCGGGGGAAGGCAAGGCAGAGAGGGGCGGACCGCCGGAGGGGAAAGAGGGCCGGCCAGGGAAGAGAAACAGCGACAGGGGAAGGGCAAAGACGGGGAGGAAAGGGGCGCAGAGCGGCGGCAAGGAGAAGGCGCAAAGAAAGAAGGGAACGGGAAGGGAGCGGAAAAGGAGGGGAAGGGAAGGGCCAGGGAGGGCCGAGGGGCGGAGGAGCAAGGGCCGAGGGGGCGGGAACAGCCGACAAAGGCGGAAAAAGAGGGAGACCACGGGGCGGAGGGGCGCGGGGAACAGAAAAAAAAGGAGAAAGCGCGGGCAAGGGAGGAGGGCAAGAGGCGGGACAAGAACACAAAGAGACCGGACGAACAAGAGGAGAAAGGGCGGGAAAACGGCGAGGGGCAAGGGAAACGGGAGGAAGCAGGAAAGGACAAAAGAGGAGGACGGAAAGAGAGAGAGAGAGAGGCAGGCCGAGGAGGGAGCGGGAGAGGAAAGAAGGAAAAGGGAGGAGGCAGGGACAAGGAGGGCGAGAAAGGGGGCAAACAGAGGAGAGGGACGGGAAGAGGGACGAAGAAGGGACAGGGACAAGGAAGGGGAGAGGAAAAGGGGGAGGAGGGGGAGAAAGGGGACAGCAAAAAAAAGGGCCAGAAAAGGGGACACGCGGGCAGAGGAGACGCAAUAAAGAGGGAGGAGAGGGGGAGAGGACGGGCCCACGGCAAGGGAAAAGGAGGGGAGAGAAAAAAGGGAACAAGAAAAAGGGAGGAGGGAAGAGGGGCGAGACGGCAGAGCAGACGAGGGAGGGCAGGGCGGGGGGAACAGAGGGACAAGGGGCAAAUGGGAAACGGAAACAGGGAGGAGAGAUCAGGGGGAAGAGGGAAAAAGGCGACCAGAGGACAAGAGGAGAGGAGAAGAAGGAAAUGA